This is a messenger RNA of Gongylonema pulchrum, 447 nucleotides long. The record is from the annotation of a GenBank genome assembly. NCBI's taxonomy places the organism in Eukaryota, Metazoa, Nematoda, Chromadorea, Rhabditida, Gongylonematidae.
CCAGGCAGUCCUCCAGAACACAUUCAAACAAUCAUUGAUCCGGAUAAUCGUGUGACAAUCUUGUGGAUGGAACCGAAAUUUCCGAAUGGCGCCAUUACGGGUUACAAGCUAUACCUAACAUCAGAUCCGAAUCAGCCGAUCGACCAAUGGCAAGUUUAUGACAUUGGUCCAGAUGAUGAACCAAAAUUGAUAAUCGAGCGUGGCAGACUGCUUCCGGAAACGCCAUACUACAUAAAAAUUGUGGCUACUGGCCCGGCAGGCAUUGGAGUGCCCUCCGAUAUCGUAGCAUUCGAAACCGUCAGUGGAGCGCCAGUUGAUGCACCGACGGAUGUUUUGCCAACCGUGGAAGAGGACAAUACGAUGGAUAUAUCCUGGACAGGACCAAGCGUUCCAAAUGGACCUAUUGUGGUUAGCAUCUCGAAAAUGUUGCAAAAAAUCCCUUCCUAG